GAGGUCCAUAAACACACUUCCUCGACUUUCCUCCCUUCUCUGUUUUUCUGAGCUCUUUUCUGGAAAGAAAAUUUACAGAGAAAAUGUCGACCUUUUCAGACUGUUAGCUUCUUCGGAAUUCCGUGUUCCGCGGAGCUUCUUCUCGAGUUUAAGUUUGUUCAGCUUGAAGUCUUCCGAACAGCUUCUUAGCUUAAUUUGAUUGGUGAAUAAAGGGAACUUCUUCCUCUUCUAUUGAGUUGCUAGAGUAGCUAGUUGGUUAUUAAUCAUGGGAAACAGCGAGGAAGGGAAAUCUUCUAAGCCCGAGAAAUCAUCUUCAACUACACCGGAUCAGGGUAAUGCUCAAAUGUAUCUUGAUUGGGCAGCGAUACAGGCCUAUUAUGGUCCUCGGGUUGCCAUACCUCCAUAUUUCAACUCAGCUGUUCCGCCCGGUCAUGCCCCGCACCCAUACAUGUGGGGGCCACCGCAGCCUAUGAUGCCACCUUAUGGGGCACCGUAUGCAGCUAUAUAUGCUCAUGGUGGAGUUUAUGCACAUCCUGGAGUUCCAAUUGGGUCACAUUCUCAUGGUCACGAGAUUCCUCCAUCUGGUGCGAUUAAUGAAGCAACGGCUGCUGCUUCUAUGGGUACGGAUACAUCUGGUAAAUCUUCGGGAAAUGCAGAUCGAGGUUUGAUGAAUAAACUGAAAGGGUUUGACGGGCUUGGAAUGUCAAUAGGAAAUGGCAAUUCGGACGGUGGCAAGGGAGGAACAGACCACACACAUUCCCAGAGCAUGGAAACUGAAGGGUCCAGUGAUGGAAGUAAUGCAGAUACAGUGGGUGAAAACACUAAGAAAAGAAGCCGGGAGACGACUCCAACUAAUGCUGAUAAGACAACCAAUGGCUAUCCGACUUCUGCUGGGGAAUUCAAUGGAGCUUCUAAGAAAGUAACACCCAUGACUAUUCCUCCGAUUUUACCUGGGCAAGUUAUGGGAACAGUGGUUUCCCCUAACAUGACAACAUCACUAGAUCUAAGAAGCCCUCCCAGUGCAAAUCUGAAGGCCAGCCCGACUAAUGUUCCACAGCUUAGCCCGCCAAUGGCAACUGAAACUUGGGCCCAGAAUGAGCGUGAACUAAAGCGUGAGAAGAGGAAACAGUCUAACCGGGAAUCUGCUAGGAGAUCAAGAUUGAGAAAACAGGCUGAGACGGAAGAGUUAGCCAAGCGGGUGCAAUCGUUAACUUCUGAGAAUAUAAACCUUAAAUCUGAGAUAAACAAACUAACAGAGAACUCAGAGAAGUUGAAGCUUGAAAAUGUUGCUCUUAUGGAGAGGCUGAAAGCUGAGAAACUGGGACAAAUGGAAGAGAUAAGUUUAGGUAAGAUUGAUGAGAAGAAGAGGCUGCAACCGGUGGCUACAGCCGACCUACUUGCACGAGUCAACAACUCGGAUUCUGUAGAUAGAAAUGGCGAGGAAGGUGAAGUGUACGACAGCAACAGCUCCCGAACGAAACUCCAUCAGCUCCUCGAUACAAGCCCGAGAACUGAUGCAGUGGCAGCUAGGUGAUUAAAGCCGCCCGCAUCUGUUAAGUUGUCAGCCAUUUCCAGUGUUGAAACUUGAUGAUCAUGUGAUUUUGGCAUAUUAAUGAGUCCAAAAUUACUGCUAGCUAACUGUUAGAAACCAAAAAACAAAAAAGGUGCAGAUACCUAAUUGUAAUUUGUACUGUUAAACCUCGGCAGACUGUAACUCAGCUUUUUGGCUCUCCAGAGUGCCUUACUGGCCAUGAUAGGAGCUGUAAAUCGGAAAACUAUCUCUGAAAACUUUGACUUAAGAAAUGUAAUGACAUGAAGGGGUGUGAGCUAUUCCUUGACAUUGCC
Messenger RNA from Ipomoea triloba (trilobed morning glory), 1845 nucleotides. Its product is annotated as transcriptional activator TAF-1-like. The record is from RefSeq and is a predicted model, not a curated record. Gene Ontology annotation, molecular function: DNA-binding transcription factor activity; sequence-specific DNA binding. Lineage: Eukaryota; Viridiplantae; Streptophyta; Magnoliopsida; Solanales; Convolvulaceae. Gene Ontology annotation, cellular component: nucleus. The coding region runs from base 266 to 1534 and encodes 422 amino acids. The transcript has 13 exons. Gene Ontology annotation, biological process: regulation of DNA-templated transcription.